ACAAAACUACUGAGUCUAUAAUAACUAAACUUUCUGGUCACUUGUCUGCCAAACUCACCUUCAUGGAGGCCAUCUCACUGUCUCUUUGUGUGGCUCUUCUUGUUAUCAUUCUUACACUCUGCUUCAUCUUUGCUUUCAAAUCCAAUUCCAAUGACACAAGGCUGCCACUUCCACCAGGUAGCUAUGGAUGGCCGAUUAUUGGUGAAACCAUGAAAUUCUUCUACAAUCCUGAGAAAUUUGUGACUGACAGAAUGACAAAAUACUCUCCUGAAAUCUUCAAAACCAAGUUUUUCAACGAAAAAAUCGCUGUGAUAUGCGGUCCCAACGGUCACAAAUUCCUCUUCUCCAAUGACCACAAACUCUUCUCUCAAUUCCACCCAAAAGCCAUGGAAAAGCUCUUCCUCUCUUCAUCAUCCCGCAAAAAAUCCCACGCCGAAGAAGGAGCCUCCCUCGACAAGGACUUAAAACUAGUACGCGGCCCUGGCGUGUUCAAAACCGACGCGUUGAUCCAUUAUGUGGCAGCUAUGGAUUCAAUCAUCCAGCAAAAAAUCAAGGCCGAGUUAAAUGAAGUAGAGGUGGUGAAGGCUUAUCCCUUUUCGAGGAAUAUAACCUUGACGCUCGCUUGUCGAUACUUUUUGGGAAUGGAGAUUAGUGCAGAGCGUAUCGCGAGGCUUGUUGGGUAUUUUGAUCAAGUCACAUUGGGGAUGCAUUCUAUGCCAUUGGAUUUUCCCGGGACGACGUUUUAUUAUGCUUGUAAAGCUGCAGAUGUGAUUCGGAAGGAGCUUUCGGGGAUAAUUCAGGAGAAGAAAGCUGAAAUGGCGGCUGCUAAGGAAGGAGGAGCACCAAAAGCAGAAGACCUACUGUCACAUAUGAUUGCAGCCAGCUGUGAGGAUGGGAGUGAGGCAGAGGCAGAGAUUGGUGAUAAAAUUAUGGGAUUGAUUGUGGCUGGAUAUGGGACUGUUUCAACUGCCAUAACUUACUUCAUGAAAUAUGUUGGAGAGAGACCCGACAUCUAUCAUAAGAUCCUAUCAGAGCAAUUGGAGAUAUCAAAGGGGAAACAGGCUGGAGAGUAUUUAAGCUGGGAUGACAUGCAGAAAAUGAAGUAUUCAUGGGCUGUAAUCUGUGAAGUGAUGAGGUUUACUCCUCCAGUUCAAGGAAAUUUUAGAGUGGCUCUAACUGACUUCACUUAUGCUGGUUACACUAUUCCAAAGGGUUGGAAGGUAUUUUGGACAGUAACUACAACACAAAAAAAUCCAGAGUACUUCAGAGAACCAGAAAAAUUUGACCCUUCUCGGUUCAUUGAUGGUGAUGGACCUCCUCCAUUCACAUACGUGCCGUUUGGAGGUGGACCUAGAAUGUGCUACGAGAAAGAGUAUUCACGAUUAGUUGUGCUCGCUUUCGUCCACAAUGUGGUUAAGAAGUUUAAAUGGGAGGUACUAUUUCCCAAUGAGAAAAUUUUGGGCACCAUGUUGCCAAUUCCUGAAAAAGGACUUCCAAUUCGCCUCCAAGCGUGCUAGGUUUAUUUCACUCUUUCUCUGUAUACAUAUGUGAACCUUUUUUCACCCCCCAUAAGGACUUUCUCCGAAUGUUUCUAAAAACACUUGGCCUGUAUUUUUUUCCCUCCUUGCUCCUUUACUCCAAUGAAAGAAUGGUCUUGUUAAAAAUA
This is a messenger RNA of Camellia sinensis, 1666 nucleotides long. RefSeq names its product beta-amyrin 28-monooxygenase. The record is from RefSeq and is a predicted model, not a curated record. Gene Ontology annotation, molecular function: heme binding; oxidoreductase activity, acting on paired donors, with incorporation or reduction of molecular oxygen; monooxygenase activity. NCBI's taxonomy places the organism in Eukaryota, Viridiplantae, Streptophyta, Magnoliopsida, Ericales, Theaceae. Gene Ontology annotation, biological process: sterol metabolic process.